ACUUUCUUUGAUUCGCAGCGAAUGGUAAACAGCUGACUAGCUGCUGUUACGCGACUAGAGAAAAAGAAGAGUAGUUACGAUUUUUUAUGGAAUUCUAAGUUUAUUUUGGGUUUUCCUAACUUAAGUGAAAGAAAUGCUAAGAUCAUUUGUAACAAGCGCGUUGCGUAGCGUUUGCCGCCAACCGCCGGCUGCAUCAUCACUGGUUCCUUUGGUCCAGCGGAUACAGCGUGCGAGCUUAGUGACAUUAGCUCGUCCCAGCUUGCUGCCCACUUCCUCGCUAACAUCCCCCGCACCGCUCCAGUUUUUUCAGCUACCUGGAGGUCUUUCCGCCACAGGAUCAGCACCAAGCACACGCACCGUAACCAAGUUUUCUCUGAUCAAGGGAAAACGAAAGACUGUUAAGGCAGUACUAAAACGAUUUAAGCGUCUGGAAUGGGGCGCCUGGAUACGCACCCAUUCCGGUCGCCAGAAGAAGCUUUUCAAAAAAUCAUCAGCUCUGCGCCGUCGCCUCAAGCAGCACGUCUUUACCAACGCAACGCAGAGUUGGCUUCUGGACAAGAUGGUCACCAACUUCUGGCGCCGUCCUAAGCACUAUAUCAACGACCCCUAUAGGCCCUAUCACAGCCGCAACGAGUACUAUGCCACACAGUCGAAGAUCUUUAAAGUCUAACCUUGUUUUAGUUAAAUAAAAAUUUUUCAAUGUUGAAAUAAUAAGCGGUUUGGUUUCUCGAUA
Molecule: messenger RNA, 733 nt
Organism: Drosophila eugracilis
Lineage: Eukaryota; Metazoa; Arthropoda; Insecta; Diptera; Drosophilidae
Gene: mRpL35
Product: 39S ribosomal protein L35, mitochondrial
Exons: 2
Coding region: 134-670 (178 amino acids)
Biological process (GO): translation
Cellular component (GO): mitochondrion; ribosome
Molecular function (GO): structural constituent of ribosome
Source: RefSeq, a predicted model, not a curated record